Messenger RNA from Rhodamnia argentea, 2154 nucleotides. Its product is annotated as SUN domain-containing protein 4-like. Gene Ontology annotation, biological process: protein folding in endoplasmic reticulum. NCBI's taxonomy places the organism in Eukaryota, Viridiplantae, Streptophyta, Magnoliopsida, Myrtales, Myrtaceae. The record is from RefSeq and is a predicted model, not a curated record. Bases 237 to 1997 code for a protein of 586 amino acids. The transcript is spliced from 5 exons. Gene Ontology annotation, cellular component: cytoplasm; membrane.
ACGUCUUACCACCAAGAACUUUGCUGGAAACUUCCUUUUCUCCUGCAGAGCAGAAAUUGAGAAAGUGAGAGCUUUGCAAUUUAUACGGAAUAAAGACGCGGAUUUUAUAGACAUAUGGAUUGCCCAGUUGAUGAAUUGAUGACGAAAACCAAGAACCCCCUUCUGAUGCAGAAGGGUUGAGAGAGAACCAGUUGCUUACUUUUGCAUUGGGGAGGGGGGGUUUGGAUUAAUGUGAAAUGCGGAGAUCAGUUGAAGCAUUUUUGCUAAGAAAAGCUGCGCAUUAUUAUUUUCUUCAAAGGAAAGCCUUGAACAAGCUGUCACUGUCCCUCCUGGUCACCUUUUGGUGGCUGAUUUUCGCUUCAUGCAUUUACAUCAAUCUUGGCAAUGCUCUUGGAGGAUUAGACACAUCAGAUGUCCCGGAUGGUAAAGUUUGCUUGCCUGAAUUUGGGCCAGGAUCACUGAAGACAUUUACUUUGGUACCUGAAAGUCAUUGUGCUGUUAUUUGUCAUGACUUCCUUGGUAAGAGUGCUCAUUGUGAAGGUGUUGGUUCAAAUGUACCUGGCAGUCAAAUAGAGUCUAAACAAGAAUGUAGAAAUUUUGCUGCAAGUUCUGAAGAGCAGAUUGAAGUUAAGAAUUCAGGUGUCCAAGAUGGUUUGGACAAAGAUGCACGAAAGGGUGAUAGGGUGGCACGUGAUGAACCACCAAAAUUCGAUGAAUUUAAGCAUAAGGCUAUUAGUCCUAAAGAAAAUACUAUGGGUGGCCAAACUGGAAGCACUAUGCAUAGGGUUGAGCCGGGUGGGGCUGAGUAUGAUUAUGCAUCUGCUUCCAAGGGAGCGAAGGUCUUGGCCUUCAACAAGGAGGCAAAGGGUGCAUCUAACAUUUUGGGCAAGGAUAUGGACAAGUAUCUGCUCAAUCCAUGUUCAGCUGAAGAGAAAUUUGUGAUAAUAGAACUUUCUGAAGAGACUUUAGUUUAUACUGUUGAAAUAGCCAACUUCGAGCACCAUUCAUCCAAUGUGAAGGAGUUCCAGGUACUGGGUAGUCUGGUUUAUCCAACAAAGACAUGGGUCAAUCUUGGCCAGUUCACUGCUAAAAAUGUUAAACAAUCUCAGAGAUUUAGAUUAUCAGAGCCAAAGUGGGUGCGAUAUCUCAAAUUAGAUUUACUUAGCCACUAUGGUUCAGAGUUUUACUGUACUCUAAGCACUGUGAGAGUUUAUGGUGUUGAUGCUGUUGAGCGCAUGCUAGAGGAUUUGAUCUCUGUCCAAGAUGAUCGGUUUACUUCAGACGAGUCAGGAGAUGAGAAGUUGAUCUUUUCCCAACCAGUGCCCUCUCAAAUUGAUGGGCUUCAUCAGAACCAAUUUACAGAAUCUGCCUUGGGAGCUGCACACGAAGAUUCUAAGCAGAAGCUUGACGUUUCAAAGAGUAAGUCAGAUGAACAAAUUAGUGAUAUACAACCACAGCCAGUAGGAAGAUUGCCUGGGGACAGUGUUCUUAAGAUAUUGAUGCAAAAGGUGCGGUCACUGGGCAUAAACUUAUCCAUUCUGGAGCGGUACUUGGAAGAUUUGAAUUUAAAGUAUGGGGGUCUAUUCAAAGAAGUGGAUGAAGAAAUUGCUGAGAACGCCAUGCUGUUGGAGAAGAUCAGAUUGGAUAUAGCGGAUAUUCGUGACAACAGGGGUGCUAUUGUUAAAGAUUUAUCUGAUUUGGUCCUGUGGAAGUCACUUGUUUCCACACAAAUUGAUAUUCUGAACAGCGAAAAUGCAAUUCUCAGAUCAGAAAUGGAGACAAUCCUGGAUACUCAGGAACACAUGGAAAACAAGAGUGUUCUUGUGCUUCUUCUAACCUUGAUAUGUUUUUUCUUAUCAGCUCUUAAGCUUAUUGUAGAUUUGACUGUAAAUAUGUUUAGUGGAAAGCAGAAAUUUGUGAUGCUUCCUCACUCUAGGUCGUCUUGGAUUUUCUUGCUGUUGUAUUGGGCCAUUGUAGGAGUCAUUCUUUUGUUGUGAUUAUGUUGAGAUCCGUCUCACUUGAAGAUUGAUUCCUAGUAGAUUGAGGAUGGUGAGAAUAUUGUAGUUCUCGCCAUGGUUAUUGUCUCAAUGGUUGAAGUUUGUUUACUUUUAGUUAUGAACUUAUGGGACAGUCGUUCUGAUAGUGUUCAUGGUU